AUGAUUCUUUACACAGGACAAGCUACCUAUUAUAAUAUUGAAGGUGGUUACACAGCCUGUGUCACAUUGCAAAAUGACAAUCAGUUCCUUGUUGCUAUGAAUGCUCCUCAGUUUGAUCCCUAUACAUCUAAUGGCAAUCCAAAUAGAAAUUCAUUGUGUGGUAAAACAGUAAGAAUAAAUGGACCAAAGGGAUCAGUUACCGCAGUGGUUAUUGAUAGAUGUCCCAGUUGUCAGUAUGGUGAUUUAGAUUUAACACCAGCUGCUUUUCAAGCUAUAGCCGACCUUAGCCAAGGACGUGUUAGUAUAAGUUGGUCGUGGUUAUAG
This is a messenger RNA of Didymodactylos carnosus, 324 nucleotides long. Lineage: Eukaryota; Metazoa; Rotifera; Eurotatoria; Philodinida; Philodinidae. The record is from the annotation of a GenBank genome assembly.